UACUUGUUGAGUUUGAUCGUUUUUGUUAUUCAUAAAAUCUAACCUGAAAUAACUGAAAUAAAGUUAGCUAACUUCACGUCGAACAUGUACAAGUUUACCGGGAAAGAAAAUGGCGUUCGGACAUUGACAUCUCAUUGCUCAUACAUCCGACUUUGAAGUAGACCCAGCAAACGUUCUGUCUUAGUGUUAAUUUCAAUAAUAAAUAGAACCAGAAUUUAUGAAGUUUCGAACAAAAUCAACGAGCCAUGGAUCUGCCUAAUCCGCCGCGAGAUACUAGUCUCCGUAACAUAAUCGACAAAUUAGCGGAGUUUGUGGCCCGCAAUGGUCCCGAAUUCGAAGCCAUCACAAAGGCAAAACAAGAAGGAAACCCCAAGUUCGAAUUCUUGUACGGAGGCGAAUAUUACAAUUACUAUCAGUACCGAGUGGCGUCCGAGCAAGCCUUUUUGAAACAACAAGCCUCAAUCUCACAGGCUCAACAACAACAACAACCUCAAUCUCAACCGCUUCAUAAUCCAACUGGAGUCCAGCAACUUAUGAGUGCCAGUGCUAACCCCGGAUCAUCUCAAAUGGGUGGCUAUCAUCAACAAAAUAUGGCGAUGAACUCACAGCAACAGCAGCAGCAACCCCCACAGCAACAAUUAUGGCACGGUGGCUCAAACAACACUCCAACGACCAACAGCAUUCAAUCUCAGAUUGAUGCCAUUACUAUGCAGCAGAGCGCUCUUCGUGAGCAGAUCCGGCAAUCUGAACACAACUUAUCCGCACAACACGGGGUAUUGCUCCAGCAACAACAAAAACAAAUCGAUGAAGCUAUAAAUAAAGCUCAAAACGAUGUAAUACACAAACAAGCCGAAGAUUAUAAUGUGUAUUUGGCGGAAUUUGAUGAAAUCCUUCAACCAAUUAUCGAUGCAUGCACUAAGGAUAGUAUAUCAACAGGAAAAAACUGGAUUUUACAGCAUACAUCAGACACAGCAAAAUGCAAUGUCGUAUUACAAUAUCUCUUAAAGAAGGCUUUGGUUAGUGGAGCUUCGUUUACACAAAAAUUGCAUCUUAUCUACUUAGUUAAUGAUGUUCUCCAUCACUGUGUGCGGAAGAAUGCAAACGAUUUGAAAGCGUGCUUAGAGAAUGUCGUGAUUCCGAUGUUUUGUAGCGCAGAAAUGAUUGCAAAUGAUGAUCAGAAAGCGAAAUUGUGCAAAUUACUUUCGCUUUGGGAGUCAAAGGCGAAAUUCUUUGACGCAUGUGUGAUAUCAAAGCUCAGGUCGCCCGAGUCGUCGAUGCAAGAGUACAAGACCAAUUUAAUGAAUAUUCAUAAUAACGUAAUAUCGACGUAUACGCAGGCAACGAAGGCCGCAUUAGAAAGUUAUCAACAACAGCAUCAGAUUUUCAUACAACAUGCGGCGCAACAAAUAAGCGUGCUUGAACAGCAAAAGCAAACGCUAGAACAGCAGGCGAUAGCGCAAGUGCAAGAAUCGUACAGUAUGCCCAAUGCGAACUUGAUUCCACCCUUAAUUGAUCCUCAGCAACUGAAAAGUCCAAAUCUGAACCCCAGCGGUUUGCUUGGCAAUAUCCAACCCUCAUCGAAUCAGCUGAAUAGCAGUAUGCAGAUGUCUAACAGUAACCAAUCGGCGCCGCCCGCACCGCCGCCACUUAUGUCUCAGAAAAUUCCGGUACCUCCCGAGCUGCAGGCAUCCUACGGCUCCCCGGGUAGCGGCGGCUCAAUGAAUAGUCAAUCGAACAACAGUCAAAUGUCGUACAAUAACAUAACGAACGGAUCGAAUAACAGUACCACACAGUAUCCCUCGCAAUUGCCAGCUUCGCAUCCGUACGCACAACUGUUUGCGAAUACAGCUUCAAACAAUUCCAAUUCUCGCUUUGGAUCGCCUCCGCCAGCUCCAAGUUUCCAAAUUCCAGACUUGUCCAAGCCACCGCCAGGAUUCAGUCAGGGUCAGGGCCAGCAGCAGCAACAACAGCAACCAGCCACCGUUUCAGAGGAGGACACGAAGCCCACAGUUCCUUAUUAUGAACUGCCUGCUGGUCUUAUGGUGCCACUGAUUCGUCUCGAAGAUUACAAGUAUAAACCGCUGGAUCCUAAUGAAGUUCGAUUACCUCCUCCUGCACCACAAAGUGAAAGGCUUUCAAGUGCGAUUGUUGCAUUUUAUUCGCUGCCAAGUCACGAUCGUCCGCGCGAUGUCGAUGGUUGGGAAAAACUGGGUCUCUACGAAUAUUACAAAGUAAAGAAUGCGGCGCGCAAGCAAAAAGAAGAAGAAAUACAAAAAGGACAAAGAGAAAAGUCCCGUUCGCCUUCACCUAUUCAGAUUGAACUCGUAAAGCCGAAGAAAACGAACAAGCGAUGUUACCGUUCGAAGAGUCGCAGUCGAAGUCGUAGCAAAUCAAGAUCAGUUUCACCUCCUGCUCGCGUUCGAUCACCUCUCUCGGAACGAUCACGAAAUUCAGGUCGUUAUUCAAACAGUCGCCGGUCGCCCAAACGAAGUCCAGCGCGAGAUCGUGAGCGGGAACGUGACCGAGAUCGCGGCGAUCGCAGUGAUCGAGAACGCGAUCGCCCACGUGAUCGUGAUCGUUCAGACAGAGACCGUGAUAGGUCAGUUUCGCCGCCAAGCUUCUUUGGAGGAAACUACCCCAAAUCAAACGAGUUUAUUGAAGAGACCAACAAGGGCCAUCAAAUGCUCAUGAAGAUGGGAUGGGCCGGAUCCGGCACCGGUCUUGGAUCAAAGGGACAAGGCAUAGACUCCCCGAUUUCCGGUGGCGAAGUACGGGACCGAAAAGAUAUGUAUAAAGGUGUUGGCAUAAACCUCAAUGACCCCUACGAAAACUUCCGCAAGAACAAAGGUGCUGCAUUUAUUCACCGCAUGCGGUCGCGUGCCGAGGAGAAGAGUUAAGCGGGCGCGCAAAAUCGGAAAUUUCAAGAGCAAACGUAAUGAUACACCAACCUAACCGGACAGGAACAAUACACCGAAUGAAAUAAGGGAAACGAAAUGAAUGUCAUUUCUUUGAUGCUUUUUCUGUCUCGUAUUAUUAUUUUCGUUCAACUCGUGGAUUUCAUUAUAAAUUGAUUUUGACAUUUCGGAAGAGAGACUCGGAUUUAAUUUUCUAGACUACACACGCAGUGUAUCGAUAAUGUAAUGUAUUGAGAUGUAAUUAUUAAAAAUAUUCCAUGAAUAUAUUGUAUGAAUUUUAA
This is a messenger RNA of Hermetia illucens (black soldier fly), 3196 nucleotides long. It is a transcript of the gene scaf6, whose product is annotated as calcium homeostasis endoplasmic reticulum protein. The record is from RefSeq and is a predicted model, not a curated record. Lineage: Eukaryota; Metazoa; Arthropoda; Insecta; Diptera; Stratiomyidae. The coding region runs from base 246 to 2897 and encodes 883 amino acids. Gene Ontology annotation, cellular component: perinuclear region of cytoplasm. The transcript has 12 exons. Gene Ontology annotation, molecular function: RNA binding. Gene Ontology annotation, biological process: intracellular calcium ion homeostasis; RNA processing.